AUGGCUCCAAACCGAGGGCGCAAUCGCCAACGUGAAUUUGCACAAACCACGGUACAAGAUUUCGAUCCCGAAGAAGAACAUGUCGCUCCAGCCAGCGAGGACGAAUCCGAUGGCGAUGAAGAGGGUGAGGACUUCGAUGGCAGGGAACAUUACGCGGAUGUUGGCAAGAGCAAGUUGAGAACGGCGAAAGCUGUGCCGUUGGGACCGCAGUAUGGAGGGUCGAAAGUCGGGAGAGAAGAAUUGGAAGACGAGGAAGAUGAUGAUCCUUUCAGUCGAGGGUUUGAUGAGGAAGGGAGUAGUGAGGAUGGUGGAUUCGAAGAGUAUAGUGAUGAGGAUGGAAUCGACGAAAGUGAAGCUGGCGAGGAGGAGAUGUUGGAUGGAACGGAUGAUACAGAUCUCAGUGAGGAAGAAGAGGAAGUGGUUACGCAUAGACCGAAGGUUUUGAAGAAAGAGGAAGAAGAGGCUGCUCUGGCGGCUGUGAAGCAGAUACAGGAUCAGAGUCUGCAGAGAGCUGCGUCGAAAUCACUGUUGCAGGCGAAUCAGGAAGAGGCAGAGAAGGGGCGUGCUAUCAAGGGACAGAGGGCCACGUUCGAUGCUCUACUCAAUACGAGGAUGAAGCUGCAGAAGUCGCUCAUUGCUACGAAUACCCUGGUGGGAACAGCACCGGAUCAGAUCGCGUCGGAGAGGUCCGACGCUUACCAGGCCCUCGAGGCCGCUGAGACGGCAGCGUUUACUCUCUGGGAGUCCCUCAACAGCUUCCGGGACGACCUCUUGGCUGCGCGGACUGGUGAAAAGCGCAAGCGCUCAGCCUUCUCCAUUGACACUUCCACUGAAGAGCUGUGGAACCACUUCCAAUUGCAAGAAAAGCAAAGUCGGAAAGACCGUAAUAGCGUGCUGAAGAAGUGGUCCAUCAAGACCCAGGGUCCUUCUGCUCAAACUCAGAAAGGUCGCCUCAACCAGUCCACAGAACCGGCUACAAUCAUCGAAGUCCUCGAACAGCAGCUCUCGAACGAUCGCGUCCUCAAAAGAGCCCAUGCGCCGCGUUCUUGUGCGCCUCUGCAGGCCGAGCAACGCGUCACGGAAGAUCCGAAAAUUUACGACGAUGCGGAUUUCUAUGGUCUCUUGCUAAAAGAGCUACUGGAGCAAAAAGCCCAAGACUCGGUCACGGCUUCGAAUAUCGAUCUCGGAUUCCAGAUGCGACGAGAAGCUAAGACGAAGCGGAAUGUGGAUACCAAAGCGAGUAAGGGGAGGAAAUUGAGGUAUACUGCCCAUGAGAAGUUGGAGAACUUCAUGGCACCUGAGGAUCGGACGAGGUGGGGUGAAAGACAGGCUGAUGAAUUGUUUGGGAGUCUGUUUGGGCAGCGGCUGAGGCUUGGGGAGAGGGAGGAUGAAGACGAGGAGGGCGAUGACGAGAUGGAGGGUGGUGUUGAUGCUGAGGAGGCUGGGCUAUUGAUGUUUAGGAGUUGA
Molecule: messenger RNA, 1467 nt
Organism: Lecanosticta acicola
Lineage: Eukaryota; Fungi; Ascomycota; Dothideomycetes; Mycosphaerellales; Mycosphaerellaceae
Source: the annotation of a GenBank genome assembly